Messenger RNA from Mus caroli (Ryukyu mouse), 1797 nucleotides. The record is from RefSeq and is a predicted model, not a curated record. Lineage: Eukaryota; Metazoa; Chordata; Mammalia; Rodentia; Muridae.
GCCCCUGAGGGAGAAGAGCUUGUUCUUCUCUGAACAUACAUGUUCAGAAGUAGGGACUUGAGAGACACUGGAAGAUGGGAGGCAAGUCACAGGUGACAGAAUAAGCUUUCUGUGGUUGCAACAUGAUGGACACCAGCAACCAGUGCCACAGCCACUGCAGUCCACUGUAGGCUGUGUUUUAAACUCACUUGAUGUGUGUGGUGUGUGUGUGUGUGUGUGUGCAGAUGCCCAGAGAGGCUAAAGAGGGGCAACAGAUCCAUUGGAGUUUGCAUGAAGGGCAUUUGUGAAUUACCUGAUGUGAUUUCUGAGAUCCAAAUUCUAACCCCAGCAGAGAGUUGUAGUAAAUGUCCUUAACCCCUGAGCUGCUUCUCCAGUCCCUUAAGUGGCUAAAGCUCGUGUACAUAGAUGGAACCCUCGGAAACUGGUCUGGACGGGGAGAACGAGGCAGCAAAGGCUGAGUGAACUUGAACUUCCUGGUGCUCAAGGCUGAUGAGAGGACCGUGCUGCCCCUGGCCGAGCGUAAGAGGAAGCCUAAAUUCUCCAAGGAGGAGCUGGACAUUCUGGUCACAGAGGUGACCCGUCACGAAGCCGUUCUCUUUGGGAGAGAGACCAUGCGGCUGUCCCAUGCCGACAGGGACAAGAUUUGGGAAGGCAUAGCUCGGAAAAUCACCUCCGUCAGCCAGGUUCCCCGCUCCAUCAAGGACAUUAAGCACAGGUGGGAUGACAUGAAGCGCAGGACCAAGGACAAGCUGGCUUUCAUGCGGCAGUCACUGUCGGGCCCAGGGAUCGGGGACCACACCCACCCCAUCAUGCUCGCUGCCCACGAGAGAGCCAUCGAGGCAGCACUGCUCACCGCCAGGGCCGGUCACGGCUUCCCCAGGGCAGAGCUGGACGGAACCGACAGCCCGUCUACCAGCUAUGAUGGAGACGAGGAAGCUCCCGGGCCCUCACGGCAGCCUCUCCGGAUGCCCCUGCCGUGUCCUCCAGAGGAAGAGGCCCCCCUGGCCAGGCCCACGCUGCUCUAUUCAUCUUCCUCAGACCCAUCCAAGAUGUUGGACCCUAAGCCAGAGGUCCUGCACCAUCCCUCACUCCAGGCCCUCAGGACCCCAGAACCACAUCCCAGCUCGCCUACCAUGGGCCUGGACUGGCAUCUCCUACAUGCCCAUGCCCAUCAGACUGAAAUGUUCCAGAAGUUCUGCCAGGAGCUGAUGACUGUACACCGAGACAUGGCCGGCAGCAUGCAUGUCAUCAGCCAGGCCAUGGCUGAGCUGAACAGCCGUGUUGGUCAGAUGUGUGAGACGCUUAUGGAGAUCCGAGAUGCAGUUCAGGCAUCUCAGCGUGGGCCAGAAAGGGCAGCCCCCAUGGACCACACUUUCCAGUCUCAGGCACCCCUGCUGGGCCCUACACCAGCACCCCCAGAACCAGCCCCAACACGGACUACCAGGUCUCAGAAGAGAAAGCACAAUUUCUAACCUGGCGGGUUUGCAUAAGGAAAAGCAAUGCCGGUGGUGUCUGUCCUUGAGCUGGGGGAGUCUCUUGUGUCCAGAAACAAGACUGAUGACCCUGGGGCACAGUCGUCUCUUCACCUGGUGCAGUCCAGUCUCCUGUGCUUUCACCGAGCGGGUGUACAGGCACACCACCCCCUUAUCUCAGGAAGAUACUCAAGACACAAGAAAAGCUUCCUGCUUGAAUGCUUGCUUGGCCUAGAAGGCUGCUCUCCUCGUGGCCUGUAUCCUGUAUCCUAUGGAGCAGGCCUCGCUGGGGCAGGGGGCAGCAUCCAACAGAAUCUUGCUUCCA